Anopheles stephensi (Asian malaria mosquito) is the source of this 2280-nucleotide messenger RNA. RefSeq lists its product as uncharacterized. Bases 1 to 1947 code for a protein of 648 amino acids. The transcript has 4 exons. Gene Ontology annotation, cellular component: membrane. Gene Ontology annotation, molecular function: ligand-gated monoatomic ion channel activity. NCBI's taxonomy places the organism in Eukaryota, Metazoa, Arthropoda, Insecta, Diptera, Culicidae. The record is from RefSeq and is a predicted model, not a curated record.
AUGGAAUUCGUAACGAAUUCGCUCCUGUUCAGCAGCGCUCUCGAAGUGUUUCUUCAAACUCUUGUAAUAACGCACCUUUCUGGACACUACAGUGUUUGUUUAGUGCGGGGCGCUCAGGAUGAUGUCCGGGUGCAGUUUCCUCGGGCUACUGUUACGCUUACUCUGGAACAUUCCGAUACCUCCCGAACCUUCGAAGACACGUUCGUGAGCUCGAUUGAUGCCGGUUGUGAGGGAUUCCUGGUGCUGGAGGACGCUCUGUUUCCAUUUUUGGAUCAUUUCCGUUCGGCACAUGAAGCUGCUUCCUUUCGGGCUCCCAACAAGCGUAUCGUGGCCAUCACCCGGCUGGGUGCAUCCGAACGGGAACGAAUGCUACAGCACGAUACGAUGGAAGUUACUCCCAACAUUUUGCUCGUGAAUCCGGACGCAUCAUCCGGUACGAUCGAACUGUACACUACCGAGCUGUCACCUGCCGAACCUCGUGGAAUAUUAGCAAACCUGACACUAAUCGAUCGUAUCCGUGUGGAUGCGGACGAGGUAUUGCUGCCCGAUUCCAUAAGGAAAUUUCCCGACAAGUUAACCGACAUGCAGGGUAGACGUGUCCGGUUGUCCACCUUACCGUACCCACCAUGUACCGUGGCGAAUGAAGUGCCACCUGGACAAGGAAAUGCUCGCAGCACAGUUCCGGCGAACUAUUCGCUACAGGCGGACGGGACAGAAAUAUUGAUGGUACUGGAACUAUGCCGUCGCCACAACUGUACGCUGGAGAUUGAACUUGUCGCGAAUUCGGAAUGGGGUCAGGUGUAUCCGAAUGGUUCAUCGGAUGGCUUAAUAGGCUCGCUGAUCGAUCGACGAUCCGAUGUGGCGAUGGCAGCAAUCUAUCGUUGGUACAACUGGUACAAGUACGUGACGAUGUCAGCCUACACCGGAAGAUCGGGAGCGUCUUGCUUAGUGCCACGGCCCCGUCUCCUACCCUUUUGGCAGACACCUUUUCUAUCCUUCCCGCCCAGCCUUUGGCUAAUGGUUUGCGUAUCGUUUUGUGUAGGAACAACGGCCGUGUUCCUAACCGAACGCGCUCGGCAGUAUGUUCGACCGGGACGCGAAUCCUCCGAACGAUACCAACUGCCGGACGCCAUAUUUUUCAUGCUUAGCCUAUACGUAGAACAGUCCGUUUCGUUACCGAACGACAUGAUGGCAGGAUCGAUUCUGCUCUCCUUUCUGCUCUUCGGUGGGUUUAUGGUAGGUAAUAGCUACGCCGGUGCGCUUGCCAGCGUCAUGACCAUACCACGUUACGAAAAGUCCAUCGACACACGGGCUGACUUUGCAGCGAGCGGUAUGAAAUGGUCCGGGCCGACGAUUGCGUGGAUGAACUCCUUACUGAUGGCAGAACAGCCGGAGCUGGUAACGAUAAGAAACAGGUACGAGGUUCACGAUGGUGAUACGCUGGCCAGAUUUUCUCACACCCGGCGAGAUAUGGGUUACGUGCACGAGCGGCUCCAGUACGGCAGCUAUGCGCUCGAAUCCUUCAUCAACAUCAACGCCACACGCUUGCUGCAGCCACUGAAGGAAGAUGUGUUUUGGGAGCAAAUAAUAACGGCUUGCAGUAAAACCUGGCCGCUGAUGGGGCUGUACGAUGAUUUAAUAUUGCGCGUUCAGCAGAAUGGUAUUUUACGAUACUGGGAGCUAGGGGUAAGUGCUUGGCCGUGCGAAAGUGUGCGUAUGUUGUGUAACUUCCUGUACCUUUUUCAGAGCGUUAUUCGGAACAUGGGACUUGAAAUUCAACGCAAUCUAGCAAAUGCCCGGGUACAUGAUGCGGAUCACGAACCGGUGAAGCUGCUGAUAGCACAUUUUCUUGGUGUAUUUUUCAUUCUGUUUGUGGGGCUAACGCUGGCAACCGUUGCUUUUAUUGGUGAGCACGUGGUUUUCCGGGCUAAAAAAAGGACGUGCUAGUGGAAUGGAUUCCUAGGGGCAGUGGAGUGGAGGCAAUAGGUGUCUUUAACCGUUUGCUAACUCGAGGAUUGCAAUCGCAAUUAUUGUGCUACCGACGACUGCUCUCAGCCUACUUCGGCCACCCAUUAAUUUGUGGUCUUGAAGUGCAUCAGCAACUGAGGAUGAAAUCUAGAUAGAGGAUUCUCGUCUGGACAAUGAGAAAUAUCCUCUACAAGAUUUCAACUGACAUAAGAAUCUCUCAAGUCAAUAUGUCAGUCACUAUCUGAGUACCUCACGCAUACCUUCUGCAGCCAGGACGGAGAAUAAACUGGCUUUCAAGACCCUGAAUGGACU